UUGUGACAGAUUGAAGGGCUGACAGUUGGACUAGAAACAGAAAUAUAACAUGUCCUCUGGGUGUCUCAUGGUUAACACAUCUCACUGCUAAUGAGGCUGGAGGAGGAGGAGGAGGAGGAGGAGGAGGAGCAGAAAGAGGAGGAGGAGCAGAGCGCUGGCUUCAUACAGUCCUUUGCUCAGUCGGAGUUCAGAAGGAGGUUUUCCUCCCGCUGAGGAGAUUCUGACGGCAUGACAACAGCUUCCUGAGAGAGACAGAGAGACAUUCUCAUCUCAGUUUCCACGGUGACGGCAUCCCCCCAUCCUCCUCUUCUUCCUCCAUCUCUCCGUCCGGCUGCUGUCAGCUCGUCGUCGUCAGGAUGGGAGAUAAAGGAACCAGAGUGUUUAAGAAAGCCAGUCCAAAUGGAAAGCUCACCGUCUAUCUUGGGAAGAGGGACUUUGUGGACCAUGUGGACCUGGUAGAGCCUGUGGAUGGUGUUGUUCUGAUCGACCCAGAGUACCUGAAGGAGAGGAAAGUGUUCGUGACUCUGAUCUGUGCAUUCCGCUAUGGUCGUGAGGAUCUGGACGUCCUGGGCUUGACGUUUCGGAAGGACCUGUUUGUGGCGAACAUCCAGGCAUUUCCUCCACUGCCUGAAGAGAAGAAGAGUCUGACUCGUCUUCAGGAGCGACUGAUUAAAAAGCUGGGAGAACACGCCUACCCGUUCACGUUUGAGAUUCCUCUGAACCUGCCGUGCUCCGUCACUCUGCAGCCGGGACCAGAGGACACCGGGAAGGCCUGCGGAGUCGACUUCGAGGUCAAAGCUUUCUGUGCUGAAAAUGUGGAAGAAAAGAUCCACAAAAGGAACUCGGUCCGUCUGGUGAUCAGAAAGGUGCAGUAUGCUCCAGAGAAACCUGGUCCUCAGCCAACGGCGGAGACCACCAGACAGUUCCUGAUGUCGGACAAACCCCUGCACCUGGAGGCCUCUCUGGACAAGGAGAUUUAUUACCACGGGGAACCCAUCAGUGUCAACGUCCAUGUCACCAACAACACCAACAAGACGGUGAAGAAGAUGAAGAUCUCGGUGCGACAGUACGCAGACAUCUGCCUGUUCAACACAGCUCAGUAUAAAUGUCCGGUGGCCGUCGAGGAGUCAGAUGAUGUUGUCGCUCCCAGUUCCACCUUCUGCAAAGUCUUCACCCUCACCCCGUUCCUGGCCAACAACCGAGAAAAGCGAGGCCUGGCUCUGGAUGGAAAACUGAAGCAUGAGGACACCAACCUGGCUUCCAGCACACUUUUGAGAGAGGGAGCCAACAGGGAGGUCCUGGGCAUCAUCGUGUCCUACAAAGUCAAAGUGAAACUGGUCGUGUCGCGAGGCGGGCUCCUCGGAGAUCUGGCUGCCAGUGACGUCUCCGUCGAGCUGCCGUUCACGUUAAUGCACCCGAAGCCGCUGGAAGAGUCCAGCUACAGAGACGCUGCAGAUGAAGCUCCGAUCGACACAAACCUGAUUGAGUUUGACACAAACGAUGAUGACAUCGUCUUUGAAGACUUUGCCCGCCAACGGCUGAUUGGAGCGAAAGACGAUAAGGAGGAAGAUGAGGAACCUGUGGACUCUCCCAAACUCGAUGACAGAUAGAGGCAGCGAGUGUCCCCAUCCAGGGUGCUGUUUAUAUCGUGGAGCUAACGGAUGUUACCUGUAGUCCAAACCACAGUCUGGACACCCUUCAAACACUCGCUGGUGCUGUGUUUGUGUGCUCGUUCAUGUUCGUCCUCUCUCUGCAUCCUGCAGGGUGUAAAAAGCCUUGUUUUUUCAGACGGAGCAGCUCUCCAUCCCGUCACCAGCCGGCAGAACGCUGGGCCGGUGUUGUGCCGACAGCUGGAAGCAUGCCUCUGUCUCUUUAUCCUACGUGUUUCUGUUAGAGAUCCAACGGAAGUGAAGUAGUCUUGAAAUUAGCUUCAGUGUUUCGUAUCAGAGCGUCUUCGUAAACAACACUGCCAACUUGGGAAGACUGUCCACCACUGGAGCCAUGAGCAGGACUCCAGGUGUUCACAUCUGCCGCAUCGAUCUGCAGGAUGCUCUGACCCCAGAGAGGACGAGCAACAGGUGCAUGAAAUAUAUCAAUACUUUCUAUGAUUUAUUAAUGUUAGAAAUAAUCCGCCUGUAUAGAGGAGCAGCGCUGGUUUGUUGUGUCAUGCUGAUCAUUUUCCAAAUCAUCAGCGGUGCUGAGACCAUCUUGGAGACCUCAGUGAGUCCUGGUUGAUGAUUCUCAGAUGGUUCUGGGUUAGAAGUGAAGUCUUUUAAUGAAACUUUUUAUUUAUUAGGUCCAAUUUUUUUCCUUUUUUUCAGGGGGGCAUUUUUACUUUUAAAACUGAGUUUAUCAAAUUUAAUAAUUAUUGAAGCAGCUGGGGCCAAUUAAAGAAAGCCUCCAAUAAAAGAAUUUAAGGAUCCCUAAAACCCAAAGUCCUCACAUGAGGACUUAUAUUCUCUAUUUCUUGCUUAAAGACGGCGCUCAGGUUGUACUACUCGUCUCAAAGUCGAACCACACAAGACGAAUUAAAAACGCUGCCAAACGUCAGUGCAAGAGAACAACCUGUCGCCAUGGAAACACGUUUUAUUAUGAUACAAGUCUUAGCACAUUAAGUGCCUUCAUUUUCCUUAACUGAAGAAAUCCGUCCUUCAGAAUAAAGUGUUCAAUCUGAGGAAAAUGAAGGUGUUUUGUCCAUCUGGGUCCAGGUGGAAACAUCUGUCUGCUUCAGAUAAUCUGCCCAAAAACUAGAAAACAGUCUAAAAUUAUCCAGAUUAAAGAAACCGACAUCUGACUGUCCCUGAACACAACACAGGAAAUGGACACAGGAAGCUGAGAGAUGAUGUGUAAACUGAUCAGAUGAUUUAUUGAUUAACAGAUGGAGAAAAGCAUUAAAACAUCCUUUAAUGGCAUCAUGUAUGUUAUCAGGA
Melanotaenia boesemani (Boeseman's rainbowfish) is the source of this 2930-nucleotide messenger RNA. It is a transcript of the gene arrb1, whose product is annotated as arrestin, beta 1. Bases 357 to 1610 code for a protein of 417 amino acids. NCBI's taxonomy places the organism in Eukaryota, Metazoa, Chordata, Actinopteri, Atheriniformes, Melanotaeniidae. Gene Ontology annotation, biological process: G protein-coupled receptor internalization; signal transduction; visual perception. The record is from RefSeq and is a predicted model, not a curated record. Gene Ontology annotation, molecular function: G protein-coupled receptor binding. The transcript is spliced from 16 exons.